Molecule: messenger RNA, 2008 nt
Organism: Onthophagus taurus
Lineage: Eukaryota; Metazoa; Arthropoda; Insecta; Coleoptera; Scarabaeidae
Source: RefSeq, a predicted model, not a curated record
AUUUGAAUCGAUUUGUAACGAAUAUAUAAUUUAAAAAGAAAAUCUCAUUUAUCUAAGUAGAGCGAGACAAAACCAUCAUCGCGAUUUGAUUAAACAAUAAUAAUCUCAUUGUUUCCGAACCCACGCAAAGUUAUAAUCCGUAUUUUGUUCAGAACGCAACGCAUUUUCAUCGGUAAACUCUUCUUUUUAAAAUUCAAUGUGAAAUCGGGCCCGUCCUUUAAAUGGAAAGUGAAAACUUUGUGGUCAGUUUUAUUUCGUUCCAAUCUAGACAGAUGAAACAACAACUAUGGUUAUACUCAGUGAAAAUUGGGGCUAUUUUCUUUAUGGUUUUAGACAAAAUCGUAGCCCCAAUUUUUUGGGUGUUAUCAUGGAAAAGAAGCAAGAAAAUCCCUCCGGUUGAACAUAAAAUUUUUGAGAUUAGCGCCAAAAAUUUAGCAAAAAUGAUUCGUAAGAAAGAGAUUAAUAGUGAAGAAGUUGUCCGCCGAUACAUAAAUAGAAUUAAUAAAGUUAAUCCGAUAUUAAAUGCGGUCGUUCAAGAUCGAUUCGUUGAAGCAAUUCAUGAAGCUUGUACCGUUGAUGAAUGGCUAAGACAAACAUCUUUAUCUAUUGAUGAAAUCGAAAGAGGAUAUCCAUUAUUAGGGGUCCCCAUUACCAUCAAAGAAUCAUGCAAAGUAAAAGGAAUGAGUUUUUGCGUUGGAACAAACGUAAGAAAAGGAAUGAUAGCCGAUGAAGAUGGGGAAGUUGUGAAAAGGAUUAAAUCUUCCGGAGCGAUUCCUCUACUUGUAUCGAAUACCCCCGAAAUUUGUUUUGGAAUAGAAUCCGAUAAUUUCGUUACGGGAAGGUGUAAUAAUCCGUAUAAUACUAAUUACACUUGUGGAGGAUCUUCAGGCGGUGAAGGUGCUUUAUUAGGUUCUGCUUGUUCAGUUAUCGGAAUAGGAUCAGAUUUAGCCGGCUCAAUAAGAGUGCCAUCGUUAUUUAACGGUAUCUUUGGACAUAAACCGACAGCAAAUUUAGUUCCUAACCGAGAUCAUUAUCCGAUUAUUCACGACGAAGAUUUUUAUGAAUAUUUAGUUUUGGGACCGAUGUGCAGAUAUUCGGAAGAUUUAAGGUUGGUUUUAAACGUGAUGACGAAUCAUCCCAUUAAUUUAAACGAAAAGGUUGAUAUGAAAAAAGUUACGGUUUAUCAUACAGAAGACACCGGAAAUUUAUUUUUUGUAAAUAACGUUAAUCAAGAUGUUCGAGAUGCCAUAAAAAAAUGCGCGGAUCAUUUGAAACAUCAUUGUAAAGCGAAACUUAACAAUUCCAAGAUAAUCGAUUUAGAGAAAUGUUUCGAUAUGGGUUUAUCGUUGUUUUUCGGGGUGAAAAAUAAACCCGAUUUGCUUUUAGACCAAGUGAAUCCACCGAAAAGGUAUAACAUCGUUUCUGAGUUUAUUAAGCUACAAUUUAAGAGAUCAACUUUAAAUUAUAACAGUUUGGCUUACGACUUUUUAACAAAUACGCAUUCUUUCUUGACGGUUAAAGACAACGAUUAUUACCGUGAUAUGUUGGAUCAUCUAAAAACGAAUUUAAUGAAUACUUUGGGUCAAUAUGGAGUAAUUUUAUUCCCGACAAUGCCUGGGCCAACUUUCCAACAUGGUUAUUCACCGUUAAAGUGUGCCGGAGUUGUUUAUUCAAUGAUUUUUAAUAUUCUUGGGUUUCCAGCAACUCACGUUCCUUUAGGUUUAAAUAAACAAGGUUUACCGAUUGGAGUACAAGUUAUUGCAUCCCCACAUCGAGAUGCAGUGUGUUUAUCGGUUGCUGAAGAAUUAGAAGUGCGAUUUGGAGGCUGGGUCGCACCAUUUUGACCUUUAAUCAAAUUUGCUUUAGGAAGUAGUCGAUGUGUAUAUUAAAUAUAAAUUUGUUGUGUAUUUCAUUUUUGAAAAGUUGCAUUUAAGUUUCAAGGUGAUAAUUUAUUUAGAUAUCUCUUUAUGUUUGUAAAUAUAGAAAUAAAAUAAAAUUUAAGCUAUAA